AUGUCAAAAACUUUCUAUAUUACCACCCCAAUUUUUUAUCCCAAUGACCGUUUGCAUCUGGGCCAUGCUUAUGCUAUGGUUUUGGCUGAUAUCAUUGCUCGCUACAAAAAAAGUCAAGGUUAUGAAGUUUAUUUUCAAACAGGGAGCGACGAACAUGGGGAAAAAAUUGCUAAAAAAGCUAGUUUGUUAGGGAUUUCUCCCCAAGAAUUAGUGAAUAAAAAUGUUUUACUUUUUCAAAAAUUAUGGAAAGAACUAGGCAUUUCCGAGCACAUUUUUUAUCGCACUUCUUCGCCUAAGCAUAAAGAAAAAGUUCAAAAAAUUUUUACUGAAUUGUUGAAUAAAG
Molecule: messenger RNA, 343 nt
Organism: Ambispora leptoticha
Lineage: Eukaryota; Fungi; Glomeromycota; Glomeromycetes; Archaeosporales; Ambisporaceae
Source: the annotation of a GenBank genome assembly